Monopterus albus (swamp eel) is the source of this 1329-nucleotide messenger RNA. It is a transcript of the gene svbp, whose product is annotated as small vasohibin binding protein. Lineage: Eukaryota; Metazoa; Chordata; Actinopteri; Synbranchiformes; Synbranchidae. The transcript is spliced from 3 exons. Gene Ontology annotation, cellular component: apical part of cell. Gene Ontology annotation, biological process: negative regulation of protein ubiquitination; protein secretion. Bases 162 to 362 code for a protein of 66 amino acids. The record is from RefSeq and is a predicted model, not a curated record.
CCUUAAACAAAGGUGUCACUAUUCAACUCGGAUUUGUUUAUCGGUGACACCUUGAGAACAGCUGUUGUGAUCGGCUAGUAGCCAGUUCCAGCGAUCUGGCUAAAUUAACUAUAUUUCGGGUUUCUCCUGUUACAUUACACAGGUUGAUUGAGUAGAAGACCAUGGAGCCUGCCUGCCGUAAAGACAAGCCAAAGCUGAACUCCACUCCGACCAGAGGAGACAGAGCCAAGCAGAAAUCUGCACAGCAAGAGCUCAAACAGCGACAGAGAGCAGAGAUUUAUGCUUUGAACAAGGUGAUGACAGAGCUGGAGCAGCAGCAGUUUGAGGCCUUUUGUAAACAGAUGCAGACACAAGGAGAAUGAUGAGAGUCCUGCUGACACUGCCUUCCGCUUUCAUCAGGACCAGGGCCUGCCACCCUCCAAAACAACCAUGUAUAUAAGAUUUUACCUAUUACACUCAUGCAUGUGGGUUAAUUUAUGGUGCUGCAGAUAACUUUAAAUUACACAGAGGGUUGCAGACAUUCCUUACAGUAAAUAUCAACCUCUGUUACAUUCAUGUAAGGACUAAACUGAGCUUGCAUGCUCUUUUCACCUCUGUUCAAAUUCACCUUUACAUUAAUGUUUACAACGGUAGCACUGUGUUAACAGUUGAUGAAAGGGCAAAAUGUAUAGUUUCUUAGUGGUUCACUGACCUACCAGAUGAAAGCACACUUCUCAGCCAUUAGUUGCAUCCCUCUGUAGAUGUAAUUAAAGCUGUAUUAGGUCAUUUUUGACAGUAGCAGAGGGGAGAUGACCAGGAAUGGGAACAUCAGUUUAGCAUAUUCUAAACCAUUUAAAUUAUCUCACCAGAAAUGAAAAGAGCAACACGAGCAUCCACCUGAAGUCCUUGUUGUCGUCCACUUGAAUGAGUCCAGUGCUUACUCACUGUCAGCUGUGGAUCAUGGUUAACUGGGCCCAUAUUUAUCAAGUGUCUCAGAUUAAAAGUUAUUGGUAAAUGGCCAAAACCUCUCAGUGAUGCAAUUUCAGUCCUACUUUUAGGACUAAGAAUAAAGUAAUCUUAUCAACUUUGUUAGCCAUGUUCAUCAUUCCUAUCUCUGCUUCACUUGAGAAGCCUUCCAGAAGAGUCAGACCUGUUAAAAGUGGAGAGGAGAUGUGAUGUUAAACUUACUGCCUUAACUUUUUGUAACUGACUUUGUGAGACAUACAGGGCAGAACAAACGCACUCUGUGCAGAAACCUGUGUCCUCACAAUGUUACACAGGGAAAACAACUUUUCAACAGUGAUAAUGCUGCAAAACACAAUUUUAAGGCAUACUGAACAAAGCAAACUG